This is a messenger RNA of Equus caballus (horse), 1776 nucleotides long. Lineage: Eukaryota; Metazoa; Chordata; Mammalia; Perissodactyla; Equidae. The record is from RefSeq and is a predicted model, not a curated record.
UGGUUUGACAGUCCUCUAAUUCUGUUUUUGUAAAUCUCCCUGGGUGUUCAACUUGCAGGAACUCAACAUUUACCACCUUGUACCAUUUUUCAAGAUUACAGACCGGAAAAAAUUCUGAACUAUACCAGAUGCCCACUAACAUCUGCAAGACUGUACCACGGACACCUCCCAAAGAAGCUUAAUUGCCUUACACAGGCCAAACAAACAAGAAAUACCUUGGCUCUGUCGCUCUUCUCCAAGGUACUUUGACCUCACACUUCCAGAGCUUUACGAUUUACCCAAAGAGUUCCUGUGCUUUGAAUCCAUGAAAAAAGUGUAUUACCACGUCUACUCUCAACAUGGAGCUGGCACUAGCCUUUUCCUCUUCAAAAAAAAAAUUGAAAUGUCCAACGUGGCAGUGGAGAGGGGUGGCUCUGGCGAAGAAGAAAUAUUAUCAUUACACAAAAGUCUCAGCCCCUGCUCGCAACCUGCACCCGGCGUUUACCACUCCAGAUCCCGCGACUCUCAGACCUCUAGGUGUGUCUAAGGCCAAGGACUACAAAACAGAGAAUUCUGGGGGAAGGAAGUGACGACAUGGCGCAAAGCAUGCUGGACUCGGGCGGGCUCCGCUCUAGGAACUCUUUCCCGACGGCGUGCUUGCUGGGUCCCGGUUGCCACUAGGAGUUGUAACUGGUGUCUGUCUCUUUUGGCAGGAUUAAAGGUUAGGUACCACCAGGUUUGCCUACAGCUCUAAGUAUCAUGGGGCUGUAGGCUAGGCCAGGGAAGCUGAGCUCCAGAGCCUUAGCUGUUGCGCUCUUAUUUAUGCAUCCUCCAAACCAAUUUUAAGAGGAAAUUGUCACAGAUCCGGGGGCCUCUCCUUGGAGAGAUCCGGCGGAGACACAGAGCCAGAGAGCGACUGGCCAGCUGGCAGCCAUGAAUGAAUGGAUGAAGAAAGGCCCUUUAGAAUGGCAAGAUUACACUUACAAAGAAGUCAGAGUGACAGCCAGUGAGAAGGAGUAUAAAGGAUGGGUUUUAACCACAGACCCAGUUUCUGCCAAUAUUGUCCUCGUGAACUUCCUUGAAGAUGGCAGCAUGUCUGUGACCGGAAUUAUGGGACAUGCUGUGCAGGCUGUUGAAACUAUGAAUGAAGGAGACCACAGAGUGAGAGAGAAGCUGAUGCACUUGUUCACGUCUGGGGACUGUGAGGCGUACAGCCCUGAGGAUCUGGAAAAGAGAAAGAACAGCCUAAAGAAAUGGCUCGAGAAGAACCACAUCCCCAUCACUGAACAGGGAGAUUCACAAAGAACUCUGUGUGUGGCUGGGGUCCUGACUAUAGACCCACCCUAUGGUCCAGAAAAUUGCAGCAGUUCUAAUGAGAUCAUUCUGUCUCGUGUUCAGGAUCUUAUUCAAGGACAUCUUGCAGCUUCCCAGUGAGAGGCCGAGAACUGUGGAUGCACUGACUGAAAUAAGACUUCAUUUUUUUUCUUUCAUAAAAUGUUUUGAAUGUUAAGUUCAUCAUAUUAUAGGAUUUUUAAAGGCACAUAAAUGUGUGUGUGAGUUUUAAUUCUUUGCUGUUUUGGUAAAAUCAAAGAUGUGGAUUAUUAAUGAUAAUAAAUAGGUGAACUGUGGCAAAGAGAACAUCACGUACAACAAAAUUAGCACCGGGACGUUAGAAUAGUAAGAGUCUCUUCCUUUGAUAAGGAUAUACUUCCAUUUUUGUUAGGUAAGAAGUGUAUUUGUAAAAAAUGCAACAUGUUAGAUUCAAUAUAAAAUGUCUUGUUAUGUCCCUUGCACUAA